This is a messenger RNA of Bombyx mandarina (wild silkworm), 2446 nucleotides long. RefSeq names its product ureidoglycolate lyase. Gene Ontology annotation, cellular component: cytoplasm. Lineage: Eukaryota; Metazoa; Arthropoda; Insecta; Lepidoptera; Bombycidae. The record is from RefSeq and is a predicted model, not a curated record. Gene Ontology annotation, biological process: glyoxylate cycle. Gene Ontology annotation, molecular function: malate synthase activity.
AUAAGAAACAAUAACACGAAAAUCAUACAGAUAUUAUUUUCUUCGAACACGAACGAUAUUCCGAUUUGAAUGUUUCAAUACAACUUUCAAUCAAGUGCAGCUGUGUCGCGUUUCUUGCUGUGCAGAUUACCUAUUAAAUAAGAAAAUAAUUACUACAUUAUGGUGCACGAUGUUAUUUUACUUCAAGUACCGCUUCCAAAACUCGAAGAAUUACAGAAGACGAUUUUUUCUAGUGAAGUCCUCGAAUUUAUUGCAGCCCUACAUCGUAAUUUUGACGAAAAAAUAGAAUUGUUGUAUGAGAAUAGAAAACGACGAGCUGUGGAAAUAAAAAAUGAUCCUUUUAUUGAUUUCAAAAAUUCUCCCGAACGAAGAGACAAAAGCUGGAAAAUAGCGCCUUUGCCUAUUAGAUUGCAAAACAGACAUUUAGAUCUUGGUGAUGUGUCAGCUUCAAAUACGGCUCAUUUCGUAGUAGCUCUCAAUGAGGAUGUUCAAGGGAUCCAAGUAGAUUUUGAUGACGGUCACUGCCCAACAUGGAGGAAUCAGCUUCUCGCUUUCAACAACAUAAAUUUGGCUGUGAGCGGUAAACUACAAGGUGCACCGUUGACGAUAACUACCUGCCCCGUAUUGAUGUUUAGACCCCGCGCGUGGAACAUGAUUGAACACAACAUACUUGUCGACGGUAAGGAAGCUAUUGGUCCAUUAGUUGACUUCGCUGUCCUCAUGUACCACAACGCACGGAAGCUUUACGAGGCGAACAGCGGUCCAUAUUUCUACUUGUCCAAAUUAGAAAGCGCGUCUGAAGCUCAACUAUGGAACGAGAUCUUCGUUUGGGCCCAGAAAGAGUUAAAAUUGCCCCAAGGAACCAUAAAAGCUUGUGUACUGAUAGAAAAUAUAUUUUCGGUGUUCGAACUGGAUGAGAUAUUGUAUGCUCUGAGGGACCAUUCUCUGGGAUUGAACUGUGGUAUAUGGGAUUACUGCGCGUCCAUCAUUGCCAAGUUUGGUAGCCGCAGCGAGUAUCAGUUGCCGGACCGGAGCAAAUACGUGAAUAUCGACCGUCACUUCUUGAUCUCUUACUUGAGAUUAGUCGUCAGCACUUGUCAUGCUAGAGGAGCACACGCAACCGGAGGAAUGGCCGCGUCUAUUUUGAAACCUGGCUCCGAUGGGACUGAUGAUGAAUCCAAGGCAAUCAUAAGUGAGAUAUUGGAAAUGAAACUGAAGGAAAUAGACUGCGGCGUCGACGGUUUCAUGGUGUACGACGCGCGUACUGUCCCGCAUGUCAACGAGCUAUGGAAGAAAAACGGUACAAUGCCAAAUCAAAUUCAUCGCAAAUUCGACUGUAAUGUUACACCACACGAUUUACUUUCCAUACCGUCCGGCGGCGUCACUAUGGAAGGCUUACAAAACAACAUUGCUAUAUCGAUCCUGUUCGUGUAUUACUGGCUGGCCGGAGUCGGGCAUUUCUUCUACAACGGCAAAAUCGAAGAUUCUGCGACCGCAGAGAUAUCCAGAUAUCAGAUAUGGCAAUGGAUUCGAUUUUCGGCCGCGUUGGAGGGCGCGUCUGGAGAGCGCGUGACGUCACGGCUGGUGGAGGACCGGGCGUCCGAGUUCGUGGGGCGCGCGCACCGGCGGCUGUGUCGCUCCGGCGCCGAGCGCAAGCGGCUCACGGCGGCGCGCUACAUGAGCCUCGAGCUGGUGCUGUCCCGGGACCCGCCAGAGUUCAUCACGAGCUACCUCAACGACAACCACAAGUUCAGAACUCUGCACAAUAAGGCCCUGCUAAGCAGUUUGUGAAGCUAGACGACUUUGGAGCCGUAACGUCGGAUUUGUUUAUUGAAAAAUUCUCUGACUGUACGAUUAUUGUGAUUUUUCUUUAUUCUUGGAGCCUCUAUUUUUAAACAAUUAUUAUUGAUUCAAUUAUUCAAAGAAAUAUGGAACUGAAACGGAUGUACCUAUAAAUAUUGAUGAAUACGAUAGAAUUAAGCUCCCCUCCACGGUGUUACUUAACGGCUUGGCUCUGCCCCUGACAUUGCUGAAGUCCAUGGGCGACGGUAACCACUCACCAUCAGGUGGGCCGUAUGCUCGUCUGUCUACAAGGGCAAUAAAAAAAAGGAAUUAAACUUACAGUUUGGAAUGUUUAAAUCAUCCACAUACGACAUUAUGCCUUUAAUGACCAUCUGUUCAAUUAUGUACCCAUGUAUGUAUUACCUUCAUUGAUUUUUUUUAUUACGUAAGUGAAUGUGUUAUUCAUUGAAAUCAUUUAACAUUCUAAGUUGGUAAGGGUGGUAGGCAACUAAAUUAUUAACAAAGUAUUAUAUAGGGAUAUUUUGUUUUUUUUUUUUUUAAUUUCCUCUUUGUAAAAGAAAUUCAAUAAUUUGAUUUUAAAAUGUUUUGGUUGUAUUAGCUGUGCCGUCUAUCUUGUAGCUUUAUUUAUUUUAAAUUUUACUAA